Messenger RNA from Herpailurus yagouaroundi (jaguarundi), 3779 nucleotides. It is a transcript of the gene RUFY4, whose product is annotated as RUN and FYVE domain containing 4. The record is from RefSeq and is a predicted model, not a curated record. The transcript is spliced from 13 exons. Gene Ontology annotation, cellular component: autophagosome. Gene Ontology annotation, molecular function: phosphatidylinositol-3-phosphate binding. The coding region runs from base 638 to 2431 and encodes 597 amino acids. Gene Ontology annotation, biological process: autophagosome assembly; positive regulation of macroautophagy. NCBI's taxonomy places the organism in Eukaryota, Metazoa, Chordata, Mammalia, Carnivora, Felidae.
GCGGGGCGGAGCAGGAUGGCGCUGGUGACCCGGAGACUGAGGUGGGGAAGGGGAGGGAGAUACGUGGUGGGACCCUGUCCUCCUCCUCCCCACCUGCUCCGCAGUUCAACCGAGGCUCGAAAAGACAGAAUUUCUGGUAGAGCAGCAAUCACAGCCUCUCUGUGCCGCCUGGUGGCGACAAGGAAGAAAGGCAAGAGCCAGUGACCCUGUUGAGAAAGGGAAGGAAACUCGCAUAUAGGGGCAAUUGCCGCUGUGGCUCUGGAUGAGUUGGUGUCUGGCCAACAAGUGAAUCUGCCACCCCAUCUGCCCGAAGGGUACCAUCCCCCAGCUUACCCAUUCUGCCCUGGUGCCUUGGAUCCCGCCUCUCCCCCAUGUCCCCCAUGAUUUUCUGCUCCUCCUGCUCCUGCUGGGCUGGGCCUGAGUCACUUCCCAGGCCGCACUCUGGGAAAGGCUGCGCGGGACCCACGGUCACAAGUGACAGGCUCGGGCUGCAGUGCCGGCUCUCCGUCUCCCAGCCAGCCUUCCCAGGCGCUGAUUCUUCCUCUGUAUAAGGAGACCACUGGGCAGCUGAGCCCGGAGGCUCCUUCCUGGACUGACCCUGCAGAGCCACAAAGAAUCACAUCAUUUUGAAAUACUCAUGGCAGAGGAAGGGGCCAUCCUCACCAGGAACCUGAAAGCUGCCGUCUCCGCCAUCCUCCAGGGCUACCCUGCCGGGCAGCCUCCAGUGACAGAUGCCAGCGCUGAGCUGCACAGACUCUGUGGCUGCCUGGAGCUGCUGCUACAGUUUGACCAGAAAGAGCAGAAGAGCCUCCUGAGGCCUCGGAAGGAUUACUGGGACUUCCUCUGCUCUGGCCUACGGCAACAGCGGGGCAGCACGGAGCCGGCCCGCUUCGUCUGCUCACAGGACAAGUUGAAGACUUCUCUAGCAAAAGGCCGUGCCUUCAUCCGCUUCUGCCUAGCCCACGGACAGCUGGCCGAGUCCCUGCAGCUCUGCCUUCUGAACCCCAAGCUCACCAGGGAAUGGUAUGGCCCCCGGAGCCCUCUGGUGUGCCCUGAACUCCGGGAAGACCUCCUGGAUUCUCUCUAUGCUCUCAAUGGAGUGACCUUCGACUUGAACCUGCGGUGGCCGGACCUAGAUGAAGCCUGGCCCAUGUUCUCAGAGUCUUGCUGCCCCAGCCGGAGCCAGGGAAGAAGACCCAGAAAGACCAAAGACUCCCCAAAGCAGCUUCCUAGCACCAGGUACGGAUACCGCGAGGACUCAGCCUGUGCCCAGAAGGGGGAACACACUGCAACGCCACCUGUUAAGUGCGGUGAUGCAGCCGUGCACGGAGGAACAGGGGAGCCUGGAGACGGCUUCUCAGGAGAGAUCUCAGCCACACGUGGAAACCCCACAGCAGUCCAGCCAGAGGAGCUGCACACUAGCCAAACCAGCUGUCUGCAAGAUGCACCCAGGGAAGACUGGUUGGCCGGACUCCCCAGGUCCCAGCAACAAAGGCACCUUCUUCUCUUUUUGGAAAAGAAAAGAGAAGAUCCCAGGAGCCUCGGGUCCUCCCAGGGCAUGUGGGAACCAGCAGGGGAGGAACUUCAGCAAGCCCAGGAGAAAGGAGCCCCAAGAACUGGGAUCUGCCUGGAGAUUUCAACACCCAGCAUCCAGGGACAGGGAGAUGGGUCUGAGAGGGCUCCAAAGGAGGUGAUAGGCACAGAGGCCAAGGGCAGAAGGAUUCUUCCCAGUGCGGAGGGGACUCAUGAAGGUGGAGCAGAGCAGGGUCAUGCCCAUAGGCUACUGGCCUCCAGCCCUACAGGGACAAUAGAGGACACAAUGUCAGGGAACCAGCAGGAGUGGGAGGUGCCUAGCAUUCCAGGGGAGCCCGGGGUCCUUUGGGGCCUGGGAACAAAGGAAGACUUCACCCCAGAGAAACCACAAGAGGAAACAGGAGAGACCAGUGUGACCAGGAGGAAGGAGCAAGCAGAAGUGGCCUUGCAGGAUGUGGUCAAGAGCCUGAGAUGUGGGCUCCGGAAGACCGAGGAGCGGGCGCAGCACCAGGAGCAGCUGCUGAAGGAGAAGGAAGGGGAGCUGCGGACACUACAGGAGAUGCUCAGCAGGUGUCAGGAAGAGAGGGCCCGGCUGCAGACAGAGCUGGAGCAGAAUCAGCAGGAGGCUGAGAGGAGGGACGCCAUGUAUGAGAAGGAGCUUGGAGGGCAGCGGGACCUGGUCCACGCCAUGAAGAUGAGGGUGCUGGAACUGAUUCAUCUGAUGCAGCAGUUAGCUUCCUGCCCCAUCCUUCCUAAAGAGAAGCCACAAGUCAACCACCCCUGUCCACUGUUGAAGCUCCAGCAGCUUAAACAUGAAAUCAUGACCAUGGAUCCUCAGAUGUUUGAGAAGAGUCUAGAACAUAGAAGCAGAGACAAAGGGCCCUUCUUGGGAAGUUAAUUAAGGAUGUGCUUCGGAAAAACAAGGAAGUAAGCUUGGCUUACCAAGAAAGGAGAAGAUGUGGAAUUCAGGAAACAGUAGCUCUAGCCCGGGAGAGAAGAAAAGGGAAUUUCCAAGAUGACAAGUGGCUGGCAAACCCAAGGAGCAGUACAUCCAGGCUGAAACAGAAGUACUGAGGAGGAAGGUCUCAGGGGAAAAAGAGAAUCAAUGCCAUACCUGAUAUGAUGAAGAAUUUGUUGAGGAGAGGGUUAGGCUGUGUUAAAGGCAAGUCAUGCAAGGACUUUGCAAGGAGCAAAGAAAGGCAAUUAAAAAGUCCUGGAAAAACAAAAAAUUUCCAAGGAAAUGUUUAGAACACAUCUUAGCUCUCCUUGAAGCAAUAUGCUUAUAUAUUUUCUAAUAAUAUAAAUACUAUUUAUUGGUUUUUUCAAUGUUAGAAUCAACCUAAAGACAAAGCACAGUAAACAAUUGUGAUUAUAGAACAAAUGUAAAUGUUAUUACCUAAACAACAUUAAGUACACAAAAUAGAAGCCAAUAGAAAUUUCUGUGAAGAUGGAAAUGUUCUAUACUCGCCCUGUCCAAUACAGCAGCUACCAGUCACAUGUAGUGACCGAGUACCACAAAUGUGUCUGAUGUGACAGAGGAACUGAAGUUCUAAUUUUAGUUAAUUUUAGUUAAAUGAAAUAUAAAGUUAAGUAGCCCCAUGUGGCUAGUGGCUACCAUAUUGGACAUAGCAGGAAUAGAUAACAAGUAGGAGGUGGAUGAAGGAGGCCAACCGAAGAGGAAGUGAUGCUGGUAUCAUCAUAUUACAGAAUGGCAGUCAGGAUGCUAUCUGUGCUCCACAGAAUGAGUGAGAAAUAAAUGUGUGAGUAUAUUCUGUAAAACUACAGUAGUAAUAGAGGAACCAAAAAUAGGGAUAUAACCGCAUGGGGAGGAAGGAGGUGGAGUUCAGCGGGGAUGGUAAUAAACAAGCUAAGUCCUCUGACAUCAAGGUAAGGAGCUCUGUAGAUGUUCUCUCUUGAUAUAUUAAAAAAAAAAGAGGAUAUGAGCAUAUUACUUAAGUGUGGAAGUAAUAUCAAAGAGAAAAGCGACAAGUGUAAGAGGUGGUUUGCCAUUGAGAAUGGAAGGAGUAGGGAAGGUGUCUAUUUCCUUUUGAUAUAAGUUCUUCUGCACUGUUGGAUUUUUAAAUCGUGUGUAUAUAUCAUCUUGAUAAAAAAAAAACUUUAAACCCACAUUCCUAAACAUCCUUAAAAAAAAAAAACAACAGUAAAGAUAGUUUUGCAGGAGUAUAACAUACAUAAAUACAAGGGGGGUUGUAUCAAGUGCCAAAUAAAAGAUAAGGGCAUCGUAA